AUGUUGUAUUAUUGGUUCUUAUUCAACCUCUACAUUAUUCGCAUCCCAUUUGUUGAAAGUGUAACUGCUGUUUCCGAUUCUCAACAGUUGGAUAAUAAUGUAAUAGAACUUAAUGAAACACAGGUUGCUAUUGAUAACCAUUUGUUACCAGUUAACAAAAUUGACAAAUGCAAGAUAUGUGUGGUUUUCCUGGAAGAUUUAAAAUUGGUUAUCAACGGAACAGCAUCUCCAGUUGUCAGCCAGGUACAGUCAAAUCAGAUUUCGAAACAGAGAAAGCACGUUUCCAAAAUUGGGGAAAGUUUCAAUGAAAGAUUAGGAAAUGGAGUCGGGAGGUCAGUUGAUUUCCCUGUCGAGAAUGUUUUAGAGAAAAUGUGGGAGACUUCUAUCCAUCUGGAUGGCGUUAAAGUGAUGAAUCGAUAA
Molecule: messenger RNA, 420 nt
Organism: Brugia malayi
Lineage: Eukaryota; Metazoa; Nematoda; Chromadorea; Rhabditida; Onchocercidae
Exons: 1
Coding region: 1-420 (139 amino acids)
Source: RefSeq, a predicted model, not a curated record